UAUCAGUGUCAGAAAGAACGUACAGGAAAACCUCAAACAAGCAAAAUCAAGCGUGAGUGUAAUCGUAAAAAUAAAUUGCCACGAAUUGUAAAAAUAUGCAUUUAGUAUAGAAAUAAAAAGUACUAUAAUUAAGUUACGAAGUCAUGGUUCGCAGCGGGCGUGAUCGUGACAGAGAUCGUGAUCGCGAAAGGAGACGCUCACACAGUAGAUCAGCAUCUCCGGAUCGUAAGCGGCGCCGCUCUAGGUCUAGGAGUAGAGACAGAGCAUCGAAGUCUUCUAAAAGAAAGCGAAGUCGUAGUAGGGAGAGAGACUCCAAGAGGGACCGUAGUAGAGAACGAGAUAGGGAUCGUGAAAGAGACAGAAAAAGUGAUAAAAGGGAGGAUAAGAGGAAUGGAACAAGUAGUAAAUCAUCAAGAAAGAAGUCCCCGGACCGGGAGAGAGACAGGUCUAAGUCAAAGGAAAAGACAAUCAAGACAGAAUCUGACUAUGAUCUUGGAUCUGCUGAUAAGGAAGAAGAGCAAAGUCGCCUAGAGCAGGAAAUGCAGAAGCGUCGCGACCGCAUUGAGCGCUGGCGAGCGGAGCGGAAGCGUAAAGAGCUAGAGUCUGCAAAGAAAGAGGUGCAGAAAGGCAGCAUCGUCAGCAACAUUCAGAUGCCGGCGAAGAAAUGGUCGCUAGAGGACGACUCGGGUGAUGAAGGUGAAGAUGGAGAAGCAAAAGAGAAACCAGCGCCUGAAGAGAAAAAAGAGGAAGAAGAUGAAAUAGACCCAUUGGAUGCUUACAUGCAAGAAGUACAACAAGAGGUACGCAAAGUAAACCAAAUAGACCAAGCUCGUGGGCUUAUCAGUGUGCCAUCUGGCGGUGGGACCGGUGUGGUCAUACUAACGGGAACAGCCAAAAAGAAGGUCACGGAACAGAAAAAUAAAGGCGAGCUGAUAGAACAGAACCAAGAUGGGUUGGAGUAUUCUUCUGAAGAAGAAACUGAGGAUAUCAAAGACGCCGCAGCCAACCUGGCUUCUAAGCAGCGGAAAGAGCUCGCCAAAGUCGACCACGCCAGUCUUCAGUACAUGCCUUUCAGGAAAGCUUUCUACACCGAGGUGAGCGAACUUGCAAGAAUGACUCCAGAAGAGGUGGAGGCAUACCGAACCGAACUGGAAGGAAUCCGGGUGAAAGGCAAGGGUUGUCCGAAGCCGAUUCGGACGUGGGCUCAUUGCGGCAUCAGCAAGAAGGAGCUGGAUAUAUUGAAGAAGUUGGGCUUUGAGAAACCCACGCCUAUCCAGGCUCAGGCGAUACCGGCUAUUAUGUCGGGAAGGGACCUCAUCGGCAUAGCAAAAACGGGUUCAGGCAAAACCCUAGCGUUCAUCUUGCCGAUGUUCCGCCACGUACUGGACCAGCCGCCUCUAGAAGACACAGACGGACCAAUCUCUCUCAUCAUGACUCCUACAAGAGAACUGUGUAUGCAGAUCGGAAAAGAUAUAAAGAAAUUCGCCAAAUCGUUGGGCUUGAGAGUUGUUUGUGUGUACGGUGGCACUGGGAUUUCUGAACAGAUAGCGGAACUAAAGCGAGGUGCGGAGAUGAUAGUGUGCACCCCGGGCCGUAUGAUCGACAUGUUGGCCGCCAACUCCGGCCGCGUCACCAACCUUCGCCGCGUCACUUAUAUAGUGUUGGACGAAGCAGACAGAAUGUUUGACAUGGGCUUUGAACCUCAGGUGAUGAAAAUAAUUGACAACGUAAGGCCAGACAGACAAACCGUCAUGUUCAGCGCCACCUUCCCGCGGCAAAUGGAGGCGCUCGCGCGGCGGAUACUGCAGAAACCUAUAGAAAUACAGGUCGGCGGCAGAAGCGUAGUCUGCAAAGACGUGGAACAGCACUGCGCCAUCUUAGAAGAAGAUGCGAAAUUCUUCAAACUCCUAGAGUUGCUCGGCCUCUACAGCCAGAUGGGAAGCAUCAUAGUGUUCGUGGAUAAACAAGAGAAUGCCGAUAGUCUACUGAAAGACCUCAUGAAGGCUUCGUACCCCUGCAUGAGUUUGCAUGGAGGUAUUGAUCAAUUCGACAGGGACUCGACGAUUGUGGACUUCAAGAAUGGCAAGGUGAAGCUACUGGUGGCUACCAGCGUGGCGGCCAGGGGAUUGGAUGUCAAACAGCUGGUGCUAGUAGUCAACUAUGACUGUCCGAAUCAUUACGAGGAUUAUGUGCAUAGAUGCGGUCGAACCGGGCGUGCGGGUAACAAAGGUUACGCCUGGACGUUCCUGACGCCGGAGCAGGGCCGCUACGCCGGCGACGUGCUGCGCGCCUUCGAGCUGGCGGGCGCGGCGCCGCCGCCCGAGCUCCGGGCUCUGUGGGAGCGGUACAAGGAGGCGCAGGAGAAGGACGGCAAGAAGGUGCAUACCGGCGGCGGAUUUAGUGGGAAAGGUUUCAAGUUUGACGAAUCAGAAGCGCAAGCGGCGACUGAGAAGAAGAAGUAUCAAAAAGCGGCGCUCGGGCUCCAGGACUCCGACGACGAGGACGUGGAGGGCGACCUUGACCAGCAGAUCGAGACCAUGCUGGCUGCCAAGAAGAUCGUCAAAGAGAUUAAGCCGGGUGUAGCAGGCGCAGCAGCCGCGCCGGCCGCCGGCAGCGCCCCGGGCGCGGACGGCAAGCUGGAGCUGGCGCGGAGACUGGCGAGCCGCAUCAACCUCGCCAAGGGGCUCGGCGGCGAGCAGAAGGGCGCCACGCAGCAGGCCGCGGAGGCCAUACUGAAGGGGGCGCCUUCAGCUCACACUCUCAUCACUGCUAAAACCGUAGCAGAGCAGUUAGCGGCCAAACUGAACACACGUCUGAACUACCAGCCACGCGACGAGAGCAACGCGGAGCCGCAAGAAGAAGUAUUUAGGAAAUACGAGACCGAAUUGGAGAUUAACGACUUCCCUCAGCAAGCCCGCUGGAGGGUCACUAGCAAGGAGGCGCUAGCCCUGAUCAGCGAAUACAGUGAGGCUGGUAUAACCGUCCGUGGUACUUACGUACCGCCAGGUAAAACUCCUCCAGAAGGCGAAAGGAAACUUUACCUCGCUAUAGAAAGCUCUCAAGAGUUAGCUGUGGCGAAGGCAAAGUCGGAAAUCACACGCCUCAUCAAAGAAGAGCUUCUGAAGCUACAGACCUCCGCUCAUCACAUGGUCAACAAGGCUAGAUAUAAGGUCCUUUAAGGGAAUAAAUGGCGCCAAUAUA
This is a messenger RNA of Amyelois transitella, 3201 nucleotides long. RefSeq names its product probable ATP-dependent RNA helicase DDX46 (gene Prp5). The transcript is spliced from 18 exons. The coding region runs from base 144 to 3179 and encodes 1011 amino acids. NCBI's taxonomy places the organism in Eukaryota, Metazoa, Arthropoda, Insecta, Lepidoptera, Pyralidae. Gene Ontology annotation, biological process: mRNA splicing, via spliceosome. The record is from RefSeq and is a predicted model, not a curated record. Gene Ontology annotation, cellular component: nucleus. Gene Ontology annotation, molecular function: nucleic acid binding; ATP binding; RNA helicase activity.